GUCAAUUCCUCCUCCUGCGAGAGCUCGGCGACUGCCAAGAGGCGCUGACACAGUCCGGGCUUUCCCUCAGUCGACCGCGUUGCAGACUCCACGGGACCUGCCUGCAACUCCUUACUCCCUGGGAAGCCUGGCUAGGGCAGAAGCGGGAGAACGGGACGAGGCGCCUCGACGCCCCAGAGUGGGAGGGAGGGUGGUAGCAGGACUAGGAAGCCGCGGAGGGCGGGCGUUGAGGAGCAGCGGCUGCGCCAUGGCCCGCCUGAGACAAGCGUGACUUCCCAGCACUGGCGGCCAAAAGUGCCACGAGAAAACUUCUACUGGGGAAGGCAAAACUGUUCCGAGGAGAGCGCGAAAGAGCGGCCAGCUCCCGCGCGCCUGAGCAUUUCCACUCAAGUCAUACCAGAGAGAUGUGAAGAGGUGUUUGUGGUCAUGUGAGGCCUGAUGGUCAACAAGCACAAACUGUGGUGUCUCAUCAAUUUGGAAUGAACUUUGCACCUAACGAAGAUACGUCAGGGUUUGUUAAAAACAACUCCUCUCCCAGCUCUUUUAAAAGGAUUGCAAAGAAGGCUUUUAAAAAAAGUUUUAAAUGCUUCUGAGGAGGAAAUCUAAGCAUAACAUAGCAACGGAAUCCAGUAUUUAAAAUCACAGUGCCUUUUCCCCCUUUCUGGAUUUUUGGUUAGUUGGUAGUACAAGUGAUUUUUUUUUAAAACAAAAAUGGAUAAAUAUGAUGAUCUGGGGCUGGAGGCAAGUAAAUUUAUAGAAGAUCUUAAUAUGUAUGAAGCCUCCAAGGAUGGCCUCUUUCGGGUGGACAAAGUGGCUGGGAACAACCCAGAAUUUGAAGAAACCAGAAGAGUUUUUGCAACAAAAAUGGCCAAAAUCCACCUUCAGAAACAGCGAGAGCAAGAGGAGCUGAUGAAAGCAGCCUCAGGAGCUCCGAAUGGUGGUGCUGGUUUUGGUACUACUCAGCAUCAGUUUCCAGGCCCUCCUGUAGCUAGAGGUGCCACAGGAACAAAUAAAGUGCAUUUGGGAGAAAAUAUUGCCAAGCCUCCUUUGGCUGCAUCUUCAAUGGUAUGUGCAGGGCACCAGCUAGCAUUCCCAAAUCAGCCCCAACCUCAUACUGAUGGAGAGUGGGCAAAGUUAUACCAAGAUGGCAAAAGAGGCGGUAGUGAUCCUGGAUACAGUGACAGUCUGAUGGGCUCUGAAGUCCCUGGAGGACAUAGUUAUCACAGAGCAGAGCAGGCGAAUCCAUGUAGUACCAAAGCAGCUUUUUCUUCCCUCCCCAAUGAAGAGCUCAAUAAUGGCAAUAACAGGACAGCUAUACAUGGCUGGGGAAGAGAUACUGAUAAAUUUUCCAGCUUGAAAACCAAUGUGGGCUCCCAUUUAUGGUCAAAUAUGAAUCAUAGUGAUUCACUGCAGAGAAGUCCUACAAAACUUCAGACAGAUCUCCAGCCAUACCAACAGUCACGAAGUUCUUGCAGAUCCUCUGAAAGUGGGUAUGGAAGUCAGGAAAGUGGAGGUGAGGGCCCUGGGCUUAGUCAGAGCUAUGACCAAAACUCAGCUUGCCCAAGAACGUCAUCCUUUUCAAAUGCUUGUACCCCUUUGUCCUCUUCUUUUGGGUUUGGUGAUGACUUGUCUCCGGGAGUUCCAAAACAAAGAUCUUCUUCAUUUUCUGCACAUCCUACUCAGACACUUUUGAAUCGGUCUGAUCCCUUUCGUCCAAACUGUGCACUUGAGACAUUUGCUUCUGGCCCCCCAAGUAAAAGUGUUGGUGAUGGCCAACUGAAGCAUGGUGAGAAUUCUCCCUGUUUGGUUUCUGGUUCACUUCCUACUCCUUUACCUCCAAGUGCAGGCGAUCAGCAAGCCAGCACUCAACCAAAGCCUACAAGCCAUUUUGUAGUUCAUGGUCAAAAUCACAGGCUUAAUUGUGCUGGAUCUGGCAUGAGCCCUGAGCAGAAUUCUAUCAGUGUAACAUCUCAUGGACCAAUGAUUUCUGAUGUUCCAAAACCUUUUAUAGAGGGCACUGCCACUCAGCACCAUGACUUGAGUCACCAAGAAACCUCUACUUCUUCAAAAAUAAAAUUGCCCUGUCAGACACUCCUUCCACAGCAAGAACAAGGGCCAUCCACAGCGGAGUUAAAAUUAGAAGCUCUUACACAGCGUCUAGAGCAGGAGAUGGAUGCUUGUCCCAAGGCUGACUACUUUGGGACCUGUGUGAAGUGCAACAAAGGUGUUUAUGGCGCAAACCAGGCUUGCCAAGCCAUGGGGAAUCUCUACCAUGAUGGAUGCUUUACCUGUGGCGCAUGUAGUCGAAAGCUGAGAGGGAAAGCCUUUUAUUUUGUUAAUGGGAAGGUGUUCUGUGAAGAAGACUUCCUGUAUUCUGGGUUCCAGCAAUCAGCUGAUAGAUGUUUCAUUUGUGGACAUUUGAUAAUGGAUAUGAUUCUACAGGCUCUGGGGAAGUCGUACCAUCCUGGCUGCUUCCGUUGUGUGAUCUGCAAUGAAUGUCUGGAUGGAGUACCAUUUACAGUAGACAAUGAGAACAAAAUCUACUGCGUCCGAGAUUAUCACAAAGUUUUGGCUCCAAAAUGUGCAGCAUGUGGACUUCCUAUUCUGCCAAGUGAGGGAUCUGAUGAAACUAUUCGUGUUGUGUCAAUGGACAAGGAUUAUCACGUGGAGUGUUACCGCUGUGAGGAUUGUGGAAUGGAGCUUAAUGAUGAAGAUGGGCAUCGCUGUUACCCCUUGGAUGACCAUUUGCUUUGCCACUCCUGCCACCUUGUGCAUAUAGAGAAAGGCACGACUCCGGCAGCUACAUACCGGCAUCAUUACUAGUCAGGACGGCUGAAGACCCACCCCAGAAAGCUGGCAAAGGAACUGUUGUUGUCCUGUCAUUUUCUUUGAGGUGCUCAUUUCCCCUGGUUGGUAACUUGUAGUUAAGAGGAGUCAGUUUGGUAUAGCGGUUAAGUGUGUGGACUCUUAUCUGGGAGAACCAGGUUUGAUUUCCCACUCCCCCACUUACAGCUGCUGGAAUGGCCUCGGGUCAGGUCAGCCAUAGCGCUCGCAAAGUUGUGCUUGAAAGGGCAGCUUCUGUGAGAACUCUCUCAGCCCCACAUACCUCACGGGUGUUUGUUGUGGGGGAGGAAGAUAAAGGAGAUUGUGAGCCACUCUGAGAUUCAGAGUGAAGGGCAGGAUAUAAAUCCAAUAUCUUUUAAAAAUAAGCAGCUUCACCUUAAGUCCCAUGCUUCAUGUGCUAGGGAAUUCUACACAGAGCACAUUGCUGACAAAGUAGACACAGCGGUUGCGGAUCCUUGUGUGGACCUUGAGAGUGGACAGGGACAGUUAUCCAAUAGGGGAAGAAUAUGUAGUAAGUAAAAUCACAACUAAACUGUGCUCUUAAGUAGGUGGUGUGCUUUAAAACCCACUUGUGAUCUGCCCUGAGCCUGCUUGUGGGGAGGGCAAAAUAUAAAUUGAAAUAAGUAAUAAAUACCCUCCCCAUAAUGCCGUGUUUGUAGUGAUGUCUAGAACUGCAGGUCUGUUAUUUUGGGAAUGGUUAAUCUAUACUGGCCUUUGUUGUGGAAACACACCCCGCCAUCACUAGACAGUCUAUGUAAUAAACACAUGCUCAGUUUUUUGCUUGACAAACUGUCCUAUUUGUAGAAAUAUGCCAUCAACAUGCUGUUAUUGUGUGUUUUUAAAUAAAAAAGUGUGAUAAUUGGGGAUUCCAAAAGUUGAGGUGGAAUGAAGCUAAUCAUACUACUCCUCCCUCCCUCCCCCACAUUUCAUGGAGAUAUUCCUUGUCUUCCCCCAGUAGCUGCUAAACUGUAUAUUUUUUUAAAAAAGCACAAACACUGAAAAUAUUUAUGUACUGGUGAGAGAUUGGUCUGCUGUUCUCACCAUGCAUUUUAGAAACCAGGUCUUUCUAGCUGGUCCUGGUGCUCCAGCAUCUGCUGUGGAAAUUGGAUUAAAGAGUGAGGACAGAUUAAGACUGAAUAUGCAGCUUUCUGUUCCUCAUAAUCUCAGUUAUUCAGAGCACUGGGAACUUGAGAUUUUAGAGUAAACUCAACAGAUUACAGAUCUGUUCUACCUGUCAUUGGUGUGCAUGGACUAACACCUAAACGGAGUGUAAUUUCAAGAAUAGAAUCUUGUGUCUUGUAUCUUGAGCAACAUGAAAAUUGCUGUUUUCCUUUUAAACUCCUAUGCCUUAAACUAUGCCUUCAGUUAAGUGUGUGUAAUAAAUAUGAUAUGGACUAUUGUGUAUAUAUAUUUUUGUAACUGAUGCUUGAGGGAGUGUGAAACAGAUACUGGUUAACCUAUAAAAUUGUUUUUGCUAGGAGACUUCCAGUUGCUUAUCCCUGUUCAACCUGGGCUUGACUGCCAAUAAACUAAUUCUGCAUCA
This is a messenger RNA of Heteronotia binoei (common prickly gecko), 4387 nucleotides long. RefSeq names its product LIM domain containing 1 (gene LIMD1). Bases 712 to 2823 code for a protein of 703 amino acids. The record is from RefSeq and is a predicted model, not a curated record. Gene Ontology annotation, biological process: regulation of DNA-templated transcription; cytoskeleton organization; negative regulation of hippo signaling. Gene Ontology annotation, molecular function: transcription corepressor activity. The transcript is spliced from 9 exons. Gene Ontology annotation, cellular component: adherens junction; nucleus; transcription regulator complex. Lineage: Eukaryota; Metazoa; Chordata; Lepidosauria; Squamata; Gekkonidae.